Molecule: messenger RNA, 2803 nt
Organism: Nymphalis io (European peacock)
Lineage: Eukaryota; Metazoa; Arthropoda; Insecta; Lepidoptera; Nymphalidae
Product: inactive dipeptidyl peptidase 10
Exons: 18
Coding region: 1-2778 (925 amino acids)
Biological process (GO): proteolysis
Molecular function (GO): serine-type peptidase activity; dipeptidyl-peptidase activity
Source: RefSeq, a predicted model, not a curated record
AUGGCGUCAUCAAACGGUAAGGAGAGUGGAAAAAUAACAGCGUCGAUAGACAGUUUAAAAUUAUCGAGUAAAAAUACAUCAAAACAUGCAUCAUCUGAAUCGGUUCUGUCAAAAAAAGACAAGGAGUGCUUGCAAAUGCAAGAGUGCAAGAAGAAAUUACUGGCUAUGGAACCACAGAUCAUCAUACGAGAUGAAAAUGUGGUGUUGCGAUCUCCGCCUCAGAAGAAAAUCGUGAUGCCUCCAACAAUAAAUCCAGAGGAGCUAGCUGCUGCAACACCAACACAGCGAAACUGGCGCGGGAUUCUCAUAGCACUACUGGUGAUCGCAGCUGUGCUGGGAUUGAUAGUAUUCAGCAUAGCACUGUUGACUCCAGCUGGUGACGAUGGCAGAGGACGUGGUAGAAGGCCAACUCUCGCUGACGUUCUGACUGACCAUUAUAAGCCAUUUAAUGGUACAUGGCUAUCAGAUGAGGAGCUGGUAUUUCGAGACCGAUGGGGGGGCCUGACGUUGUUCAACGUGAAGAACUUCACGACCAGAUUACUUAUGAAUAAUUCUACUUUUAGGGAGCUGAACGCGGUCGACUUUAAGGUGUCUGCGGAUUUGAAGUUCGUCUUACUCAUCUCAGACGUGAGACCGGGAUGGAGACAUGCUCGACUCGCGAGAUAUCACGUUUAUGAUGUCAUCACAAGGAACAAAAUCCCGAUAUCUCCAGUCGAAGAGGACAGAACAGCGCCGUUGCUGCAGUACGCGGAGUGGGCGCCAACUGGCUCAGGUCUGGUCUUCGUGUACGACAACGAUAUCUACUACAAGCCAAAGGUGCUGAAGACUCUUGUCUGCAGGAUCACUAGUAAUGGCAUCCCCGGAGUGAUCUUCAACGGUGUACCGGAUUUCUUAUAUGAAUCAGAAGUGUUAAGACUGGAUCGAGCGCUUUGGUUCAGCCCAGACGGCCAAACCCUAAUGUAUGUUACGUACAACGACAGUCUCGUACAGCAGCACAAAUACCCCUGGUAUGGGUUGGACCAGCAAGAACCGCCAGCUUACCCAACUAUCAGGACCUUGAGAUAUCCAAAGAUGAACACAAACAAUCCGGUAGUGACCCUGUACGUCGUCAGCAUCAAAACGCCAAAAUUUCUAUUCCCGCACGCCAUACAGUUUAACUCACCAGUUGACAGCAGUUGGUACGUGCGCUGGUCGAGCUGGAUAUCGGAGCGCCAGAUAGCCGUCCUGCUACUCAAUCGACCGCAGAACGUUUCGAUCAUCAGCAUUUGUAACGCAGUUCAAUAUAAUUGCCAAGAUAUCUACCGAGAUGAAUCAGACGGCACGCGCUGGUCAGGUUUAGGAUCUGAUCCAGUUGAAGAAGACUGCGGGUGGUGUGGGGGAGGCGCUCUAGUAGGCGGAAAGAGUGGAGUAUUCACAACUGCCCCUAUAACUGAUCAAGGUGGUAUUUGGAGGCACGCUGUUCAUCUAACCCAGGAUACGCGGACCACUAUCACUCAAGGGAGCUUCGAAAUCACACAAUUAGUUGGUUGGGACGAGAGAAGAAGGCUACUGUACGUAAUCGGAACAGCUCCAGAAAAAGCUGGUGAGAGACACGUGUACCGAGUGUCGGUGCCCGUGGACGGCUGGCCACCACCACCAUUCUGUCUCACUUGCCCCGGCAACGUACCAGAUAGCACCGUCGAACCUAGCACAGAAGAACUGGAGUACGACAACGCGACAUCUGCGUUGCCCGCGUGGCCGACGUCGACGGUGCUGCCGCAUGUCGCUGAUGAGAAUGAUUCCUUACCGACAGUAUGUCUGUACAAUCGCGUCAUGUUCAGCAAGAAUUUCUCGUAUUUUGUUCAGGAGUGCCUGGGCCCGGGCGCGCCGGCCACGUUCGUGUGCGCGGCGGGCGGCGCGCGGCGCGCGGUGCUGUGGGACGGCGCGCCGCUGCGCAGUCAGUUCGCCGCGCUCGCCGCGCCGCAGUCCAAGGUCUUCAGAGUCGAGGUGCAAGCGCACAGAGAGGCUCGCGUCCGUCUCUUACUGCCGCCCGGACUGAAGGAGACUGACGACCUGCCGCUGCCAUUAGUUUUACACGUAUCAGCAGAACCAGGCGGACAGCUUGUGACUGAACGAUGGCGCCCAGACUGGGGCUGGUACUUAGCUACAGCUAGGAAUUUCAUAGUUGCUGAAAUUGAUGCAAGAGGAUCUGGGGGGCAGGGCGAAGAGCUCAGAACAGAAAUAUACCAGAGAUUACUGUCGGUUGAUGUCGAAGACCAAAUAGCAGUUUUGUCGUAUCUCCGAGACAAUUUGAAAAUGGUGGACGGCGCCCGCGUGGGCGCGUGGGGCCGCGGGCUGGGCGCGGGCGCCGUGCUGGCGCUGGCGGCCGGCGACGCGCGCAACCUCACGCGCUGUCUGGCACUGCUGGCGCCGCUCGCCGACCUGCGACAUCAUAACUCGUACUGGACGGAGCGGUACAGCGGCGCGGGCGGCGGCGGCGCGGCGCUGGCGGUGUGGCGGCGCGCGGGCAACCUGCCGCCGCGCCGCGUGCUGCUGGCGCACGCCACGGCCGACCUGCGCGCGCCGCCGCCGCACGCGCUCGCGCUCGCGCGCGCGCUCAUCCGCGCGCAGGCGCUCUACACGCACCAGGUCUAUCCUGACGAGGGCCACAAUUUCGAGCGAUCUUUACUCCACGUUCAUAAAACAAUGGAACAAUUCUUCGACGAAUGCUUCGGACCAGUAGAGGUGGCGGACUGGGACGCGGGUGGAGUGGGAGGACUCUUCCCUUUCCGUGACUAGUGGAAUGAGGAGGGGUAGAGAAACC